Messenger RNA from Triticum aestivum (bread wheat), 558 nucleotides. RefSeq lists its product as uncharacterized. Gene Ontology annotation, cellular component: endoplasmic reticulum membrane. Bases 1 to 558 code for a protein of 185 amino acids. NCBI's taxonomy places the organism in Eukaryota, Viridiplantae, Streptophyta, Magnoliopsida, Poales, Poaceae. The record is from RefSeq and is a predicted model, not a curated record. The transcript is spliced from 4 exons.
AUGGUGAAGCUGUACGUGCAGGCGGUGCCCCCGCCGGAUCUGAACAAGAACACCGAGUGGUUCAUGUACCUGGUGGUCUGGACCACCUACAUCUUCAUCCUCUUCGUCUCCUGGGUCCUCAUCCUCUCCAUCUUCGGCUGCACCCCCAGCAUGGCCUGGACGCUCGUCAACCUCGGCCACUUCGCGAUUACAUACCACUUCUUCCACUGGAAGAAGGGAACCCCAUUCGCUGAUGAUCAGGCGAUAUGUAAUAGGUUGACUUGGUGGGAGCAAAUUGACAACGGCAAGCAGCUUACUCGCAACAUAAAAUUUCUUGUUGUGGUUCCUGUAGUCCUCUCAGUGUUAUUCUGUUUCAAUUUUAUUAAUACUGCUUUUGGGAGCUUAUCUAGCAAGGAACAGCACGGCAAGAUUACAAGUGAUGCGUGUGUGAUUUUUGAUGGACAGCAACUAGCAAACUUUGUUGUUUUGCAACUGAAUGAACGCAACUUCAGUUUGUACGUCCCCAGCUUGCUGCUGCGGCGGCUGUCAAUGCCGGUGAGCCUACAACAUCUCCGAUGA